AUGGCGAUGUUGCGUGCCCGUCAGAGACUGUUGCAGGGUGGUGCUGUGCUCAGCAUUAUAUCACUGCUCCUCUGGACCGCUGCCUUUCUUUAUGGGAGCUUCUACUACUCAUACAUGCCCAAGGCAGCUUUUUCCACCCCUGUGCACUAUUAUUUAAGGACAGACUGUGAGUCCACAGGCACCUUUCCAUGCUCUUAUCCUAUGGCCAACGUUUCUCUGAUAGGGAACGACAAGAAGCAGGUGUUGACCUUUGGCCAGCCCUAUCAGAUCUCUCUGGAGCUGGAGAUGCCCGAGUCCCCAACCAAUCAACAGCUUGGGAUGUUCAUGAUCAAGAUGACCUGUUACUCCGCAGAAGGGAAGAGGGUUGGCUCCUCCGCCCGCUCUGCAAGACAAGUGCUCUCCUCUUCCAGCUCUCGCUUUGGCAUGCUGCGUUAUCGCUCAGAGAUUUUGAGGACCAUGGGGACACUGCUGUUCCUCCCGGCGUUACUGGCCGGAGUGACCGAGCAGAGACAAAACCUGGAGGUGGAGCUCUUCUCAGACUAUACAGACGAUCCUUAUGCCCCUUCAGUGAAUGCCAUCAUUGAGAUCAUGUCCAGCAAGGUGGAGAUCUAUUCAUCUCAGCUCAACAUUCACGCUCACUACAGUGGCCUGAGAUACUUGCUCUUCAACUUCCCUGUCACCUCAGCGCUGGUGGGUGUGUCCAGUAAUUUCAUCUUCCUGAGUGUUCUCUCCCUCUUCGGCUACAUGAGGCUGCUGUUGACAGUAGCACGGAGACAAAAGCAGUACAAAACAGAUGGAGCGUCAUCAGGGAGGAAGAGGAACAUGGACACAGGCAGGGAAGACGAUGCUAAAGAUGAAAGAAGCUACUUGGCAGACACCCCAAUGCAGUUGGAUCCACUUGAGAUAACACCCACCGGCCUGAGAGAGGAGGAGCCCAGUCUGUAUGACACAUAGUCAGUCAGUGAGAUAAAUGAGUCGGGGCCGGCCGGUGGCCAUUACUAAAGGAUGGGAGGAGGAUGGAGAUGGGCCCUAAUGGUGAUAUAUAGGGAUAUGAUAGUGAAAGCGAUAUGAGGUUGAAAAUGAGUCAGAUAAUAAUCACAGUGACACUACAUAACAACCUGAGGCAUAAUACUGCCCUACUGGAGUUGUAGAUCUUCAAAUAGCCAUUUCCCCUUCUUGCAUCAUGCACUCUUUAUACUAUGUCAUAAGUUCACAUUUUAUGGGAACCUCCGUGAUUUGUGGAAUUGACUGAUUUUAAUUUGUAUCAUCUCAAACUAAUCUGUCAUUGUCAGUGUUUAAUAAAAAAAAAAAGAAACACAUUUCUCAACCCAAACCUGGUGUUCAUUUAGGACAAACAGAUGCACAGAGUUCUGGCUCCAAAAGGAGGAGCUAAACUCUGACCGCCUGGAGUUCCUCUUUUUGUUGCAGAGUUGUUUACCUAUAAUGUUGCCAUUGUGGCUAAUGUCCAAAAGCUAUAUGAAUCUAAGAAUGUGAAUUUAUUUCUAAUCUUUACAUGGAUUAUCAUCUGACAGCGCUUAAGUGUUAUGUUGAAAUAUUGCCAAUCCAAAGUUCUGAGUGGGUUUGUACAUCGAACCAAAGCCAAAUAAUGAAUGGAGCCUGUGAGAAAACAUGUGUCUUUUUUUUUUUUUUUUUUUUUUUUUUUACUGUAAAAUAUAUGUCUAUUACUUUGCUGAAAAUCCAUUCCAGUGCACAUU
Messenger RNA from Myripristis murdjan (pinecone soldierfish), 1715 nucleotides. RefSeq names its product seipin-like. The coding region runs from base 1 to 954 and encodes 317 amino acids. Gene Ontology annotation, biological process: lipid droplet organization; lipid storage. The record is from RefSeq and is a predicted model, not a curated record. The transcript is spliced from 9 exons. Gene Ontology annotation, cellular component: endoplasmic reticulum membrane. Lineage: Eukaryota; Metazoa; Chordata; Actinopteri; Holocentriformes; Holocentridae.